This is a messenger RNA of Talpa occidentalis (Iberian mole), 7254 nucleotides long. RefSeq names its product TAR (HIV-1) RNA binding protein 1 (gene TARBP1). Lineage: Eukaryota; Metazoa; Chordata; Mammalia; Eulipotyphla; Talpidae. Gene Ontology annotation, molecular function: tRNA (guanine) methyltransferase activity; RNA binding. The transcript has 30 exons. Gene Ontology annotation, biological process: tRNA methylation. The record is from RefSeq and is a predicted model, not a curated record. The coding region runs from base 6 to 4847 and encodes 1613 amino acids.
CGCAAAUGGAGUGGGUGCUCGCCGAAGCGCUGCUCUCGCAGCUCCGGGACCCCAGGCUCCUGCUUGGGACGCUGUGCCGCGGGGAGGCGUCGGUGGAGCGCGUGGAGACCCUGCGCUUCCUUCUGCAGCGGCUCGAAGACGAGGCGGCGCGCGGCGGUGGCGCGGGCGCGCUCUCGGAGGCGGCGCGCGAGGUCGCUGCCGGGUACCUGGUGCCGCUGCUGCGGGGCCUGCGGGGCCGCCCGGCGGGCGCUGUGGACUCCGGCCGGCGCGUGCUGAGGGCCGCGGGCGCCGCCCUGCGCUCGUGCGCCCGCCUCGCCGGGGGCCCGCCGCUGGCGGCCGCCCUCGCGGAGGAGGCGCUGCGCGACCUGCUCGCCGGGUGGCCGGCCCCGGGCCUCGACGGGGCCCCCACGCGGGCGGCGGGCGCCGAGGCGGCCGUGGAGGUGCUGGCGGCCGUCGGACCCUGCCUGCGGCCCCGCGAGGACGGGCCGCUGCUGGAGCGGGUGGCGCAGGUCGCCCUCGCCCUGGCACUGGGCGGACCUGAGGCCGGGCCCGCCGAGGAGGCGGCCGCGCUGGUGGCCGGGCGCCUGCUGCCCGCGCUGGGCCAGUGCAGCGGGGCGGCGCUGCGGGCCGUGUGGGGCGGGCUGGUGGCGCCCGAGCCGGCCGCGGGGCCGGGCCGCGUCGGCCCGAAGCUGCAGGUCCUGAGCACGCUGGCCGAGAUGCUGCUGCCCGAGCCCGGCGUGGACUGCGCCCCCGGCGCGCGCGAGGCGGGCCCCGACGCGCGGCGCUGCUGGAGGUUCUGGAGGACCGUGCAGGCGGGGCUGGCCCAGGCCCAGGACGCGCUGACGCGGAAGCGCGCGCGCUACCUGCUGCAGAGGGCCGUGGAGGUGUCCGCCGAGCUGGGGGCCGACUGCACCUGCGGCCCCCUGGAAGGAAACGGCCCAAGUCUGUUUUGGUGGUCUGAGAAGAAAAAAGAUGAGCUGCUAAAGUUUUGGGAAAAUUAUAUUUUAAUUAUGGAAACUCUAGAAGGAAAUCAGAUACAUGUUAUAAAGCCAGUUUUACCAAAGCUAAACAAUCUAUUUGAAUAUGCAGUGUCAGAGGAAAAUGGAUGUUGGCUGUUUCACCCAUCCUGGCAUAUGUGUAUUUAUAAAAGAAUGUUUGAAAGUGAAAAUAAAAUCCUGACCAAAGAAGGUGUAAUCCAUUUUUUGGAGCUGUAUGAAGUAAAGGUUCUUCCAUUUUCAUCAGAGUUUUCUGAGUUUAUUAUUGGACCAUUAAUGGAUGCACUUUCAGAAAGCUCUCUAUAUAGCAGGUUCCCAGGUCAGCUGAUAGGAAGUGGUUCUCCAUUGGGAUCAAAAUUACAGAAGUUUUUAGUCACUUAUAUUGCUCUUCUUCCAGAAGAAAUAAAGAGUAGUUUCCUAUUAAAGUUUAUUCAAAAGAUGACAAGUAGACAUUGGUGUGCUAUUCCCAUUUUGUUUAUAUCUAAGGCUUUGGCAAAUGUCCCAAGAUGUAAAGCCCUGAGUCUAGAAGGACUUCUUGCUCUCAGGGAUGUUCUUCAAUGCACUAUGACUACACAUCAGAUUCUACUGCGAGGGGCAGCUCAGUGCUACCUGCUUCAGACAGCUAUGAAUUUGGUAGAUGUGGAAAAAGUGUCAUUUUCUGAUGUCUCAACUUUUCUCAUGUCUCUGAGACAAGAGGAGUCUUUAGCACGUGGAACUUCAUUGUGGACAGAGCUCUGUGAUUGGUUACGUGUUAAUGAAAACUGUUUUAUACGAUCCUCAACUUGUAGCUCCAUUGGACUUCAUGAGACAUCUUCUUUAAAUGCUUAUGUAAAGAACUUAGUUCAAGAAUAUAUUAAGUCACCUGCUUGGGAAACAGGAGAAAACUGCUUUAUGCCUGAUUGGUUUGAAGCCAAGCUUGUUGCUAUGAUGGUCUUACUGGCUGUUGAUGUGGAAGCAAUGAAGAAUCAAUAUAGUGAAAAGCGGAGAACACAGAAUGUAUUGAGGAUAUUCUUAGAUCCUCUUCUGGAUGCCCUUAUGAAGUUUGGUACAAAUGCCUACAUGCCCUUGCUGAAAACUGACAGAUGCCUCCAAUUGCUGUUGAAGUUAUUGCACACUUGCUUGUUGAAAGGUUCCAGUACCCAAGAUGAUGAGGUAUUUACACUUCUUCAGAACUUUGCCAUGUCUACCACAGAGAGCAUUUCUGAAUUUAUUCUCAGAAGACUUACUAUGAAUGAGCUAAGUAGUGUUUCAGAUCUGGAUCGUUGCCAUUUAUACCUGAUGGUAUUAACUGAGCUUAUAAAUCUCCAUUUGAAGAUUGGGUGGAAAAGAGGUAACCCCAUUUGGAGAGUUAUUUCUCCUUUGAAAAAUGCAUCUAUUCAGCAUCUUCAAGAGAUGAAUAGUGGACAGGAGCCAACUCUUGGUAGACAGAUUCAGAGGGUUGUUAGUAUGGCCUCACUGGCCAUGGUGUGUGAAGCCAUUGACCAGAAGUCAGAACUACAGCUGGACUCACUGGAUGCUGGACCUACAGAAAGGUUCCUCUCCUCUCUUCAACUCAAUCAGACGCUGCAAAAGCCCCACACAGAGGAGCAAAGCAGUUUUUUUGAAGAAUCAUCAUCUUCCCAAGGAUGGGGGAAAAUAGUUGCACAGUAUAUUCAUGAUCAGUGGGUCUGCCUCUCUUUCCUGUUGAAAAAAUAUCACACCCUUAUACCAACCUUAGAGGGUAAAAUUGUGGAACCUGUUUUACCUGCUGUUCAAAUGCCCAUAAGGACUUUACAGUUUGCACUAGAAGCCCUCACAAUUCUUCCUUCUGAUCAAGUUUUACCUGUGUUCCAUUGCAUGAAAAUUUUGGUUCCCAAGCUUCUGACCACCUCUGAGUCACUCUGCAUAGAAUCUUUUGACAUGGCUUGGAAAAUUAUAUCUUCUUUAAGCAACACUCAGUUGAUAUUCUGGUCUAAUUUGAAAGCUUUUGUUCAGUUUGUUUUUGACACCAAAGUUCUUACCAUUGCUGCAAAAAUCCAGGGCCAGGCAUAUUUCAAAAUAAAAGAGAUUAUGUUCAAGAUAAUUGAAAUGUCUGCUAUAAAAACUGGAGUCUUCAAUACCCUGAUAAAUUAUUGCUGCCAAUCUUGGAUAGUUUCUGCUUCAAAUGUGUCCCAAGGAUCAUUAUCAAGUGCUAAAAAUUAUAGUGAACUUGUCCUUGAGGCUUGUAUAUUUGGAACUGUGUUUAGGCGUGAUCAGAGACUUAUUCAGGAUGUUCAGACCUUCGUAGAAAAUCUUGGACAUGAUUGUGCAGCAAAUGUUGUUAUUGAAAAUACUAAAAGAGAGGACCAUUAUGUGAGAAUCUGUGCUGUCAAGUUCCUGUGUUUAUUAGAUGGCUCAAAUAUGUCUCAUAAGUUGUUUAUGGAAGAACUUGCAAUCAAGCUACUAGAUAAAGAUGAAUUGGUGUCCAAGUCUAGGACUCGAUACUAUGUGAAUUCUCAACAACAUAGAGUGAAAAACCGAAUAUGGCAGACUCUGCUUGUACUUUUUCCCAGAUUUGAUCAGAAUUUCUUGAAUAGAAUUAUUGACAAGAUUUUCCAGGCUGGUUUCACUAAUAAUCAAGCAUCCAUAAAAUAUUUUAUAGAAUGGAUUAUUAUAUUGAUUCUUCGUAAAUUCCCUCAAUUUCUUCCGAAGUUCUGGGAUUGCUUUUCAUAUGGUGAAGAAAACCUUAAAACAAGCAUUUGUACAUUUUUAUCUGUUUUGUCACAUUUGGACAUCAUCAUUCAAAAUAUUCCAGACAAGAAAAUGAUUCUGAAACAAGCACUUAUUAUUGUACUGCAGUGGUGUUUCAAUCACAAUUUUAGUACUCGACUGUAUGCAUUGGUUGCUCUUAAGAAAAUUUGGAGCAUGUGCAAAUUGCUGCAUGUUGAAGAAUUUGAUGCAUUGACUUCUGUUAUUGAAUCCAGUCUUAGUCAAGUGGAAAACAUGCAUGGAGCAGGGAAUGCCAAGAAGAAUUGGCAACGCAUUCAAGAACAUUUCUUUUUUGCAACAUUUCACCCACUUAAAGAUUACUGUUUGGAGACUAUAUUUUACAUCCUUCCACGUCUUUCCAGCCUUGUUGAAGAUGAGUGGAUUGCUAUUGAUAAAUUUACCAGCUUCACUGACAUUCCUUUAGAUGCGGGAUUUCAGUGGUACCAAUCUUCAACUGGUCUUUCUGAACUAAAACCAGGCGAUUGGUCUCAGCAGGACAUAGGCUCUAAUUCAGGAGAAGCGGAUAACCAAUCAGAGUGGACUGAUGUUCAGAAGAAGAUUAUACCAUGGAAACACAAUGUUCCAGAUUUAGAUGUGGAGUUAAUAUUUCAGGAUCGUGCUGCCAAACUUGGAAAGUCAGUUAGUGGACUUAUUGUAGUGGCCUCACUCAUUGAUAAACCAACCAACUUAGGAGGACUGUGCCGCACCUGUGAGGUGUUUGGAGCCUCCGUGCUUGUUGUUGGCAAUCUGCAGUGUAUCAAAGACAAGCAGUUUCAGCACCUCAGUGUUUCAGCUGAGCAAUGGCUUCCUUUAGUGGAGGUAAAAGCAUCCCAUCUAGUUGAUUAUCUACAACAGAAAAGAGGAGAAGGUUAUACCAUCAUUGGUGUGGAACAAACUGCCAAAAGUUUAGCUCUGAACCAGUACCGCUUUCCUGGGAAAUCUCUACUCCUGUUGGGAAAUGAACGUGAAGGGAUUCCAGCAAAUCUGAUCCAGCAAUUGGAUGUUUGUGUGGAGAUCCCUCAACAAGGCAUCAUUCGGUCACUAAACGUCCAUGUGAGUGGAGCUCUGCUCAUUUGGGAGUACACCAGACAACAGUUGCUUAAGAAUGGGGACACCGAGUCAUGAAGUUUGUGCCUUAUCUGAGAGGAGAUAUUGGUGCUUUGAAACCUAUUUUUAAAACUCUGGACUAAUGAAAUAGAUUCUGAAAUUUACUGGGAUAAUUUGUAUUUUUUUCUUGAAAUGCCAAAAAUUUUUCAUGUGCCUUAAAGUUAUUACUAACGUUAUCCUCUUUAAUAAAAAAUUUUAGCUAAAUGUAUUGCUUCUUUAAUAAAAUAUUUUAAGCAGUGUUGGAAAUAUAGCAAUGUAUUAAUUGUAGAUAAUUUCAUAAAAAUUAGUAUUGUCAGAAAUGUGAAUAAUGGUAAGAAUGAGGUAGAAUUAAGACAGCUGUUACCUAUGAAUCCCAGACCCUUAUUCAUAAAUGAGAAAGCAUGAGAGGUGGAAGUGAAAGUCUUGUUACUUUGGAUCUACUUAUUCCCAGGGAAAGAACAUGCUUGACAAGAUGCUAACCUAGUUUUCCUAUAAAGUUCCUAAUGCUUAAAUAAUAUUUACAUGGCUUUAUUCUUAAAUCCAUGAACUAGGUGAUAUGAUGUUUUUAGGAAAUUUUUCUUAUUAUCACCUUUGCUCAGGGAAUUCAAAUAGUGCUUAGAAACAGUCUAUUAACUGUCAACAUAGACCCAAAGGAGGAUUUGCACAUCAGUCUCAAAAGUAAGGGUGGAACCCAGGAGGAUUGAUUUGCUGUCUCUGUUCUUUUUGUUUUGUUUAAUAUUUGGGUUACUUUAGUUGAUGGUAACUAUCACCAUCCAGCAAUGAACUUUAACUGUAGUUUCCAUACUCCCUCCACACAGAUGCCUCUGACAGGUCUUACAUCACCAUGGACAUUAAUCAAAACCAAGAAAUACUGAAGAUGGUGCCAUUCAUUAUACUAGAGCCUACAAAUCUGAGCUGUAUUCAGCUUUCCAGUUUUCCCACUAAUAUUCUUUUUAUGUUCCAGGAGCCAGUACAGGACACUCAGUUGCAUUUAAUCAUGCCUCCUUGGUCUCUUCCAAUCUGUGACAGAGUCUUUCUUUCCUUGUCUUUCAUGACGAUAAUAUUGAAGAGUACUCACCAGAUAUUUUUCAUGUUUCAUAAUUUGGGUUUGUCUGGUAUUUUCUCAUGAUCAAAUAAAUGGAAGGUAUGGGUUUAAGGAAAAUAUACUGCAGUGACACAGUGCCCAUUUCAUCUCAGCAUGACUUACUACCCUCGGUCAUUUAAGGCAACGUUUGUCACGCUAUUUUCUUUUUCCACAGUCUGUUUGCUAGAAGCAAGUCACUAAACCUAGCCUACAAAAGUAGGGAAUAUAAGUUUCACCUCAUGGAGAGAAGAGUGGCACAGAAUUUGGAGGCAGCUACCACAGUAGUUAGAAAAUAUUUUUUGGAGCUAUUCAGAGGCUAUACUAAUGAAAUGUUCCUCUUAAACAUUUUAACCACUAAUUUUUAUUUUUUAAUUGAUUUGCAAAAAUAUUUAAGUUUGAGGGGAUGUAGCUUCACUUUUUGAUAAAUGUAUGAAUCACACUGCACCCACCACCAAAGAUCUAGUACCAUUCACUAAUAGAAACUGCAACCCCACCAACUUUGUAGUUGUUUUUCAGAAUUAUUUUGUCUAUCUUAGGUUCUUUGCCUUUACAUACAAAUUUAGAAUCAGCUUGUCUAUAUCUACUCAAAAAAGCUUGUUGGGAUUUUGAUUGGAAUCAUGUUCAACCUACAGAAAAAAUUAGGGAGAACUUAAGAAUAUCUUAAAAUUUUUAUAUCUUCUAACCCUAAUUUCUCUUUCCAGUUAAUUAGAUCUUCUCUGAUAUAAAGUGUUUUGGAGUUUUCAGUGUAUAGUACUGCAUAUAUUGUUAGAUUUACAUCGAAGUCUUCCUUUUUUUUCUCCAGUGCUAUUGUAAAUGGUGUAGUUUUUAAAUUCCAGUUAUUCAUUGCUGGUAUUCAGGAAUGUGAUCUUUUGUAUGCAGACCUUACUUUCAUCUUUCUAAGAGUCACUUACUAGUUUAGGGGUUCUCUGUAAUACUUUGUGAUUUUAUAGAGAUAAUCGCAUCAUUGAACAGAACCAGUUUUGGUUCUUCCUUCCCAAUUUGUAUGAUUAUUAAUUCUUUUUUGUCUUAUUGAAGUAGCUAGGAAUCCAGAACAAUGUUCAAUAGGAAAAGUUACAGGAUAUCCUUACCUUGUUACUGAUUAUGGGGAAAAAGCACCUAUCGUCUCAUCAUUAAGUAUGAUGUAGAUUUUUUUGUAGGUGAUCUUUGUUAUUUUACCUGUAUAUUUUAAGAUUAAUCCUGUUCCAGUCCUUAUUUUUUUUGUAUCUGCAUUAAAAAUACUAUCUCUGAGGUGAUUUACCUUUUCAAUAUCUGUAUGUAUAAUAUCUGCCUACUACCCAUCCUUCCAAACCAAAAAAAAGGGAGUGCUUGUGUUUUUUUAAUAAUGGGCUUUAAUUUUCUUAA